Messenger RNA from Westerdykella ornata, 2661 nucleotides. RefSeq lists its product as uncharacterized. The record is from RefSeq and is a predicted model, not a curated record. Gene Ontology annotation, cellular component: cell septum; cell periphery. Gene Ontology annotation, molecular function: chitin synthase activity. The annotation marks the transcript as partial. The transcript is spliced from 5 exons. NCBI's taxonomy places the organism in Eukaryota, Fungi, Ascomycota, Dothideomycetes, Pleosporales, Sporormiaceae.
GACGAGGACGAGGUCGGCCGUUCCUUGCUGCACUCGAAUCCCACGGGCGUCAACCCGGGCCCCUUCGAUGACCACCACGGUGGCUAUGGAGUCCCCGACCGUCCACACUCCGCCUACAGCCUGACAGAAACAUAUGCUACCGACAGCACACCCACCACCAGAUACCCAGGCCAACGCCCGGAUGGCUCCGAUGUCUACUCGGCCACCGGCCACUAUGAUCCAGCCGCCGACUUUGGCGCCCCUGCUCGUGCCCCUUCGCCAUACUCGCGCAGCGAGACCAGCUCCACCGAGGCCUGGAGGCAGCGCCAGCAGCCCGGCGGCGCUGCCGGCGGCCUCAAGCGUGGCAUGACCCGAAAGGUCAAGCUCGUCCAGGGCUCCGUGCUGAGCGCAGACUAUCCGGUCCCCAGCGCCAUCCAGAAUGCCAUCCAGGCCAAAUAUCGAAACGACCUCGAGAGCGGCAGCGAGGAGUUUACCCAUAUGCGAUACACUGCCGCGACGUGCGACCCUAACGACUUCACCCUCAAGAACGGCUACAAUCUGCGCCCGGCCAUGUACAAUCGCCACACCGAGCUUCUCAUCGCAAUCACUUAUUACAAUGAAGACAAGGUCUUGACGGCCCGCACGCUGCACGGCGUCAUGCAAAACAUCCGCGACAUUGUGAACCUCAAGAAGUCCGAGUUUUGGAACAAGGGCGGCCCGGCUUGGCAGAAGAUUGUCGUCUGCUUGGUCUUCGACGGUAUCGACCCUUGCGACAAGGGCACUCUCGAUUUGCUUGCCACAAUCGGAGUCUACCAAGACGGUGUCAUGAAGAAGGAUAUCGAUGGCAAGGAGACCGUUGCUCACAUUUUUGAAUACACUACGCAAUUGUCCGUCACUCCCAACCAGCAGCUCAUCCGGCCCCACGAUGACAGCGCGAGCACGCUCCCGCCCGUCCAGAUGAUGUUCUGCUUGAAGCAGAAGAACAGCAAGAAGAUCAACUCGCAUCGAUGGCUCUUCACUGCCUUUGGCCGCAUCCUCAAUCCCGAGGUCUGCAUUCUGCUCGAUGCCGGUACCAAGCCCGGCCCCAAGUCGCUCCUUGCUCUGUGGGAGGCGUUCUAUAACGACAAGGAUCUCGGUGGUGCCUGCGGUGAAAUCCACGCCAUGUUGGGUAAGGGCUGGAAGAACCUGCUCAACCCCCUUGUUGCGGCGCAGAACUUCGAGUACAAGAUCUCCAAUAUUCUGGACAAGCCGCUCGAGUCCUCAUUUGGCUACGUCUCGGUGCUGCCCGGUGCGUUCUCCGCCUACCGAUUCCGCGCCAUCAUGGGCCGUCCUCUGGAGCAGUACUUCCACGGUGACCACACGCUCUCCAAGAUUCUUGGGAAGAAGGGUAUCGAGGGUAUGAACAUCUUCAAGAAGAACAUGUUCCUGGCCGAAGAUCGUAUUCUCUGCUUCGAGCUGGUCGCCAAGGCCGGAUCCAAGUGGCAUCUGACGUAUGUCAAGGCAUCCAAGGGUGAAACCGACGUUCCCGAAGGCGCACCCGAGUUCAUUGGCCAGCGUCGUCGUUGGCUGAACGGUUCCUUCGCGGCCAGUAUCUACUCGCUGAUGCACUUUGGCCGCAUGUACAAGAGCGGUCACAACAUCAUUCGCAUGUUCUUCUUCCACAUUCAGAUGUUGUACAACACCUUCACCGUCUUCCUCUCCUGGUUUGCUCUGGCUUCUUUCUGGCUCACUACCUCGGUCAUCAUGGACCUAGUCGGUAACCCCAACCCGGACACCAAGCGCGAUGCCUGGCCCUUCGGAAACACCGUCACUCCGAUCUUGAACGUCGUCCUGAAGUACAUGUACCUCGCCUUCCUCGGCCUCCAGUUCAUUCUUGCCCUGGGUAACAGGCCGAAGGGUUCCAGGUGGUCGUACAUGGUCUCCUUCUGCGUCUUCGGUCUCAUCCAGUUCUACAUCAUCGUUCUCUCCAUGUACCUUGUCGUCCAGGCUUUCACGUCACCCACCUCGGUCGAACUCGACACGUCCUCGACCAAGAACUUUGUCGAAUCGUUCUUCUCGUCGGAUGGCGUGGGUAUCAUCUUGAUCGCUCUGGCGGCUACCUUCGGUCUGUACUUUGUGGCAUCCUUCCUCUACCUGGACCCCUGGCACAUGUUCACGUCCUUCCCGCAGUACCUGCUCAUCAUGUCGUCGUACAUCAACAUCCUCAACGUGUACGCCUUCAGCAAUUGGCACGACGUCUCGUGGGGUACCAAGGGUGCCGACAAGGCCGAUGCCCUUCCCUCGGCAAAGACGGAGAAAGCUUCCGAUGGCAAGCACACGGUCAUUGAAGAGCCCGACCUGCCGCAGGCGGACAUUGACAGCCAGUUCGAGGCAACCGUCAAGCGCGCCUUGGCUCCCUAUGUCCCACCUCCGGAGAACACGGAGAAGACGCUGGACGAUUCGUACAAGUCUUUCCGUACCCAUUUGACGACCUCGUGGAUUUUCUCCAACGCCCUGCUCGCGGUCAUCAUUACUCAAGACAGUUUCAACAAGUUUGGUUUCUCGUCCAACGCCACCAAGCGUACCGCCCGCUUCUUCCAAGCCCUGCUGUGGGCCACUGCCCUCCUCUCCCUCGUCCGCUUCAUCGGCUGUCUGUGGUUCCUUGGUCGGAGCGGUCUGUUCUUCUGCGUUAGGAGGCGGUAA